This is a messenger RNA of Linepithema humile (Argentine ant), 1510 nucleotides long. RefSeq names its product Vacuolar H[+] ATPase PPA1 subunit 1. Lineage: Eukaryota; Metazoa; Arthropoda; Insecta; Hymenoptera; Formicidae. The record is from RefSeq and is a predicted model, not a curated record. Gene Ontology annotation, cellular component: proton-transporting V-type ATPase, V0 domain; membrane. Gene Ontology annotation, molecular function: proton-transporting ATPase activity, rotational mechanism. Gene Ontology annotation, biological process: proton transmembrane transport.
CACUAGUAUCGCCAUCAGUCGUCACAUGAUAUCGACGGGUGUGUGAUUCUUUCUCAUUCUCUCGAUGCAGAGAUUAAAAAUUUGUUAAAGAAAACCGCCGGGCUUAACUUUUCCGGAGUAUCCAUCAUAUUUCGAAGACUCCGAGAUCCUCUAUUUAUUCGUGUUGCGUGAACAGUGAAAUUUACCGCAACAAUGAGAUACAUUUUGGGCACCACAUUUGCAAUCACUACUUCGAUCACAACUCUUAUUUUUGUUUUAUAUUAUCUACUUACUGGAAAAGGAGAACAAAUUAGCAUUGCAUGGUUUUUAUCAAAUACUUCUCCUUAUAUGUGGUCUACAUUGGGCAUAGGCCUAUCAGUAGCAUUGUCAGUAGUCGGUGCAGCAUUGGGUAUCCAUACAACUGGAGUGUCUAUCGUUGGUGGAGGUGUAAAAGCACCUAGAAUAAAAACAAAAAAUUUGAUUUCUGUGAUAUUCUGCGAGGCUGUAGCUAUCUAUGGUUUAAUCACUGCCAUUGUUCUAUCCGGAAUGCUCGAUAAAUUCAAUGAUACUAUUGUUAAUGAGAAUGAAGACCUUAAAAAUCAGAAUUGGUUGGCUGGAUACUUAAUGUUUGGAGCUGGUCUUGCUGUUGGUAUGGUUAAUCUUUUCUGUGGCAUAGCAGUCGGCAUUGUAGGUUCUGGUGCAGCUCUUGCCGAUGCGGCUAACUCUGCUCUUUUCGUGAAAAUUCUUAUAGUUGAGAUUUUCGGUUCUGCUAUAGGUCUCUUUGGUUUAAUUGUUGGAAUUUAUAUGACAUCUAAAGUGAAAAUGGGUGAUAAGAUGUAAAACACAAAUCAGAAGAGAACAAGCUACGGAGUAUUAUCAGGAUCACAAUAUUCCAUUCCAUAUUUAGUCAUCAAGAUUCUAGAGGAAUGGCUGUGUAUUUUCAAAAUUAUUAUGAAUUUAUUCGAAUGAGAAAUUAAUAUGUGUAUUUGGAGUAUUACUGCAUAUCCAUAAUGCUGCUUGUGUAAUUAUUAUUAUGAUGAUUUAAUGAUUCUUUGUAAUAUCUACUAUAACGUGAAUGUUAUCUGUUAUAUUGAAUGUUAUUCUGUGGACACAUCUUCCAAUUUAGAACAUAAAAAUGACUAAAUGACUUAUAAAUAGAAAUUAUAAGAUAUUCAUUUUCAUUAAUAUUAGGAAGCAGCAUAAUUUUUGUUUCGCACUUUGAGUGCAUUAUAGUGCUCACUUUUGCAUAAGAUAAUGUACAUAAUUUCUUGUGAGCAUUAUUAAAAAUAGAGUAAUAGAAAUAUAUAUGAUUUAAUAUAUUAAAACGUAUAUUAUAUUAAUUAAAUGGUUGGUUGAUUACAAAAAUAGUUGAACAUAUUUACAAAAUAUUGAAAAUGUUUAAUGUGCAAAUUUAUGCAACUCUGACCAUUAGAAGUGACGGUAUUGCUAUUACUAUGUGUUUAAGAUUGCAAAGAAAUAAUCUGACAUGUAUCUAAUAUAAAUAAUAUGAUUAUAAAUAAUUGUAAACAUU